AUGCUCGGCGUCUUCCCUGCUUCCGGCGGACUCGGCGGCUCCAUCGUCUCGCACCUCCUCCGCAUCGUCCCCGCCGACCAGCGCUCUCGACUCGCCUUCAUCUCUCGACACCCCGACCGGCUCGAUGACGCGCGGAAACAGGGUGCCGUGGUCCGCCAGGCAGACUACGACGACCAUGCAUCCUUGGAGACGGCGUUUGAGGGCGUCGAGGUCCUCUGCCUGAUCUCGUACGCCAGCAUCCAGAACGACCACCGCUUCAAUUCGCACAAGCGCGCCAUCGAAGCUGCACGGCGUCAAGGCGUCAAGCACAUCGUCUACUCUUCGCUCGGCUUCGCGGGGAGGCCGGAGUCGACGGAGAGUGUGACGCAAGUAAUGGCGGCGCACCUGCGGACCGAACAGUACCUGCGCGAGGUGCAGGCCCAGGACUCGAGCUUCAGCUACACCAUCGUUCGUGAAGGCAUCUACUCGGAGUCGACCCCCAUUUACACCGCCUUCUUCACCUUAUCCAAUCCCUCCACACCCAUCAGGAUCCCUCACGACGGCUCAGGACCCGGCGUCACCUGGGUCAAGCGCGACGAGCUGGGCGAGGCGACCGCGCUCGUCCUUCAGUCGAUCUUCUUCCGCCGCACCGACGAGUACAAGAACCGCCUCUUGCUCCUCACAGGCGAGAAGGAGUGGACUCUGAAGGAGACGGUCGAGCUGCUCGGCUCGGUAACCGGCCGUACCGACUUGCGCAUCGAGGAGGUCAGCGUCGACGAGUACGCCGAGCAGGUCAAGGGGGCACUGGUGUACGGCGGGCAGGACUAUGCGAAGAAGUGGGCGACGGCGUGGGAGGGUAUCAGGAGGGGAGAGACGGCGGUCGUGACGCCCACUUUGCGCGAGAUCCUGGGAAGGGAGCCGGAGCCGUUCGAGGUCACGAUUCGUCAGCUCGCAAAGGACGCUCAGGCUCAGAAGUAG
This is a messenger RNA of Rhodotorula toruloides NP11, 957 nucleotides long. RefSeq names its product NmrA-like domain containing protein. The coding region runs from base 1 to 957 and encodes 318 amino acids. The transcript is spliced from 2 exons. NCBI's taxonomy places the organism in Eukaryota, Fungi, Basidiomycota, Microbotryomycetes, Sporidiobolales, Sporidiobolaceae. The record is from RefSeq and is a predicted model, not a curated record.